UCGAAAAAAAUUAUUGCUGUUUUAAAAGUUCACGCAUUGAACGGAGUAUCUAAAUUAAAGAAAUUAACAAUAAUUAUUUCUUUAAUUCAAAACAUUGGGUUUAACGCUAACAUCAACAUGAGCUGGCAAGAGUAUAUGGACAAUCACCUUUUGUCUUCGAAAUGUAUAGAUAAAGCUUGCAUCGCGGGGUUGGAUGGGAAUGUUUGGGCUCAGUCAAAAGACUUUGCAGUCACAAAGGAUGAACUGUCAAUGCUGAUUUCUGGUUUCGAAAAUAUGAACGUGCUCGUCAAUAAUGGUGUUAAUCUGGCCGGACAGCGCUUUAUAUACAUAUCAGGUAGUGAUAGCAUUGUCCGUGCCAGAUUAGGAAAAGAUGGAGUACACUGCAUGAAGACAAAACAAGCAGUCAUCGUUUCUACAUACAAUGAUCCCAUCCAACCCCAGCAGGUCGCUAUGGUAGUGGAGAAACUUGGCGAACACUUACUAAACUGCGAUUAUUAACUAUAAAUUUGUAUAUAACCA
This is a messenger RNA of Teleopsis dalmanni, 519 nucleotides long. Its product is annotated as profilin-like. The transcript has a single exon. The record is from RefSeq and is a predicted model, not a curated record. Bases 118 to 498 code for a protein of 126 amino acids. NCBI's taxonomy places the organism in Eukaryota, Metazoa, Arthropoda, Insecta, Diptera, Diopsidae. Gene Ontology annotation, molecular function: actin monomer binding. Gene Ontology annotation, cellular component: cell cortex.